Messenger RNA from Clonostachys rhizophaga, 1140 nucleotides. The record is from the annotation of a GenBank genome assembly. NCBI's taxonomy places the organism in Eukaryota, Fungi, Ascomycota, Sordariomycetes, Hypocreales, Bionectriaceae.
AUGUAUGUGCUGGGAGAGGUUGACGAAACGUUCCUCCAGGAGGUAUGGAUUUUGUAUGGCAUCGGUACUCUGAUCUUGGUCCUUCGUCAUGUCAUCCGCGCCCGCAGCGUUGGUUUCAAGGGCCUUCAGGGUGAUGAUUACUUCGCCAUGCUUGUCCUGGCUCUCUACACUAUUGACGCAGUCACCGUACAUAAUGUUUACUACAUGGCAACAAACGUAGAGGGAUCAGUGAUCCAGACACAACGAGUUCUUACCGAAGGAGAGAUAUCGCAGCUUGUUGAAGGCUCAAAACAAGAGCUCGUUGCAUGGUAUUCUUACGCCACUCUCGUGUGGUGUCUCAAGGGCACCAUGGUUUGCUUCUUCAUGCGCAUGACAAUGGGUCUCUCACAGCAGCGACUGGUAAACUACAUUGGCAUUGCUUGCAUUGUUUCAUAUGUUGCUGUCUUUCUAACCAUCACUUUCGGAUGCUUCCCUGUCCACUUGAACUGGCAGGUGGUUCCGGAUCCUGGACGAAAAUGUACUCUGAAGACACAGAACUUCUUUGUCAUGACAGUUCUGAACGUGAUAACCGACGCUGCUAUCCUAUACGUGCCGUUACCCCUGCUAUGGACCUUGCGUGUGCCCAUUCGACAGAAAUUCGUGAUCGGAAUUCUUCUGUCCUCCGGUAUCUUCGUUAUUGCCGCAGCACUCAUCCGAAUCGUGUCCACCCUGUCUGUCAACCCUUCAGCCCUCACCGUCAAUCGUUGGGGUGUCAGAGAGACUCUGGUUGGCAUCAUCGCCGUCAACGUCCCGAUCCUUCGACCGCUCUUCAGCAAGAAUUUCUGGAUCAAUGGCGCCAGGACCGGAAGUGGAACAGGACCAUCUACCACCGGACUGAGUGUUGGGGCGCAGGGUCCAUACGAAAUGGCACCUAGCGUCAACGGAGAAGACAGCGUCUCCAAGCCGAACGGAAGCGAAGAGAAUAUUAUCACAAAAGACGCCCGGGUCACUGUUAAACCCAAGAAGAAGAUGUCAGAGGGCAACAACGUGUUCGUCCACAAGACAUAUCAAGUCACGAAUGAAGCGAACGAUGGACCGAAUUGGCAGACGGGGACGUUUUCCGAGUCCAAGGCCACCAAGCGUGGCGACAGCAAUGUAUAA